AUCUCCCUCUUCAGGGAUUCUAUUUCUUCCUCAGCACCAUGGUGGGUGCUCAUGCUAUGGAGCUGAGACUGAAGGAUGGGAGCUACUACUGCGAGGGGAGAGUGGAAGUGAAAUACCAAGGAAAAUGGGGCACAGUGAAUGAUUACAUAUGGAACUUGGAGGCUGCACAUGUGGUGUGCAGACAGCUGGGAUGUGGAGAUGCUGUUGAUGCUCCCAGAGGGGCCCACUUUGGAUCAGGGCGUGGGCCUAUUUGGCUUGCAUAUAUUGUUUGUAAAGGGACAGAAUCAACUCUCAAUGACUGUAGUCAUUCUUUUUUUCAAGACUAUCAGAAGCGACUCUUCUCCCAUAGUCGGGAUGCUGGAGUAGUCUGCUCAGGAUUUGUGCGUCUAGUUGGAGGCGAUGGACCCUGCUUAGGGCGGGUAGAAGUGCAUUCUGGAAAAGACUGGGUUCCAGUGUCUGGUGGGAACUUCACAUUACUUACUGCCCAGGUCAUCUGUGCAGAGCUGGGGUGUGGCAAAGCAGUGUCUUUCCAGGGGAAUGUGUCCUUAAGAGAGUCAGAUAGACGAGUCUGGCCUGAAGAAUUCUGGUGUAACGGGCAGGAACCUGAGCUCAGGUAUUGCCACAAAAAGUCCUGUCCAGGAGGUGCUUGCCACCAUGGGGCUGUUCAAGUUUUCUGUUCAGUGUACACAGAAGUUCGGCUCAUGAAAAAUGGCACCUCUCAGUGUGAGGGACAAGUGGAGAUGAAUAUUUUUGGAAGCUGGAAACCACUCUGCGCUGCACACUGGAGUAUGGCCAAUGCCAAUGUUGUUUGUCAACAGCUUGGUUGUGGAGUUGCCAUCUCGACUCCAAAAGAAGCAUACUUUGUGGAAGGAAGUGAUCAGAUAUGGGAAGAUCGAUUUCACUGCUCAGGGGCUGAGUCUUUCUUGUGGAAUUGCUCUGUGACUGCCCUUGGCAUUCCUGGUUGUGCUCAUGGAAACACAGCCUCAGUGAUCUGCUCAGGAAACCAGACCCAGGUGCUGCCCCAGUGCAACGACUCUGUGUCUGAGGAGAGUACUACCAGCUGCUCAGAGAGCAGACAGCUCCGCCUAGUGGACGGGGGUGGUCCCUGCGCUGGCAGAGUGGAGAUCCUUCACCGGGGCUCCUGGGGCACCGUCUGUGAUGACAACUGGGACCUGGACGAUGCCCACGUGGUGUGCAGACAGCUGGGCUGCGGAGAAGCUCUCAAUGCCACAGUCUCUGCUUACUUCGGGGCGGGAUCAGACCCAAUCUGGCUGGAUGACGUGCAGUGCACUGGAAAGGAAUCCUACAUUUGGAAGUGCCGCUCCCAGGGCUGGGGGCAGCACAACUGCAGGCACAAGGAGGACGCAGGGGUCAUCUGCUCAGACUUCCUGAAACUCAGGAUGGUGAGCGAGGACCAGGAGUGUGCUGGGUGGCUGGAAGUUUUCUACAAUGGGACCUGGGGCAGUGUCUGCCACAGCCCCAUGGCGGCCAUGACUCUGUCCAUCAUCUGUAGACAGCUUGGCUGUGGAGACAGUGGGACCCUCAACUCUUCCAUAGUUCCCAGGGAAGGUUCUAGACUUCGAUGGGUGGAUCAAAUCGAGUGUCGGAAAACUGAUUCCUCUCUCUGGCAAUGUCCUUCUGACCCCUGGAGACACAACUCAUGCUCUUCAAGAGAGGAAGCUUAUAUCUCGUGUGCAGGAGUGAGACCCAAGAGCUGUCCGACCGCUGGCCCCUGCACAGGCAAGGAGAAGCUCCGACUGAGGGGAGGAGACACGGUGUGCUCAGGGCGAGUGGAGGUUUGGCACGAGGGUUCCUGGGGCACAGUGUGUGAUGACUCCUGGAGCCUGGCAGAGGCCGAGGUGGUGUGUCAGCAGCUGGGCUGUGGCUCUGCCCUGGAUGCCCUGCAGAAGGCGGCAUUUGGGCCAGGAACUGGGAACAUCUGGCUGGAUGAGGUGAAAUGCAGGGGCAGGGAGUCCUCCCUGUGGGAUUGUGCUGCGGACCCCUGGGGGCAGAACGACUGCAAGCACGAGGAUGAUGCUGGAGUGCGGUGCUCUGGUGUCCAAAUCCUAUUGGUUUUAUUCUCCUUAGGGAUCAGACAAGGCCCAAGUCUUGUCCAUGACAUCUUCUCCCUGUCUGAGAUGUUCUGCUUCAUCCUGGGGGCCCUUCUCUUCCUGGUCCUCGUCAUCCUGGUGACUCAGAUGUGCAGAUGGAGAGCAAAGCAAAGAGCCUUCCCCAGUUUCAGAUAUGUUCUUAAUGAGGCUGAGUAUGAGGAGAUCGAUCAUGUUGUGACAACGAAGGAAGAUCUGCUGGACAGCACUGCUCAGAGGACUGAUGCCCCCAGUGAGGGUUAUGAUGCUGAAGACCUACCAGUGCCUGAGACUGCCCCUGCCUCUUGGAUGAGGAAGGGGGAAGUGCCCCCAGAGGAGGAAAAUGGGAUGAGGGCCUUUCAGGCAGGCUCUUCUCUACAGCUCUCUAGAGGAGUAGCUGGACCUGAGAAAGGAGAAGAUAGUCCCUGGCUGCUCCAGGGGGAAGGGGACCCUGGGUAUGAUGAUACUGAACUAAAUGUACCUUAA
This is a messenger RNA of Nyctereutes procyonoides (raccoon dog), 2573 nucleotides long. Its product is annotated as antigen WC1.1-like. Lineage: Eukaryota; Metazoa; Chordata; Mammalia; Carnivora; Canidae. The transcript is spliced from 13 exons. The coding region runs from base 39 to 2573 and encodes 844 amino acids. Gene Ontology annotation, cellular component: membrane. The record is from RefSeq and is a predicted model, not a curated record.